Messenger RNA from Meloidogyne enterolobii, 825 nucleotides. Lineage: Eukaryota; Metazoa; Nematoda; Chromadorea; Rhabditida; Meloidogynidae. The record is from the annotation of a GenBank genome assembly.
UUCAAAAUGGAAGACAAAAGUAGAAGAGGAAAUACGCCUGCUCAUUCUAGAGAGGUUAUAGCUUCAAGAUCAGAACAUGCAGUCAGCAAACCCAUUAUGGUACAGGCACGUGGUCCUCAUUAUGGUGCAUCGGUGGUUUCGCCAAAAUCAAUUGGAGGCGAACAGUCUGGACUUUGUCAUCAAAUGCUUGAGAAUGUUUUGUCGUCUUCACCUGGAAGUCUUAAUGCAAAAUUUGGUGGAAUUUCUAAAAAUGGGAAACCUUCCAAGUUGGCCACAUCUGAAAACAUGGACAAAAAUGGCAUUACAACAACAAACGUGCCACGAACAAGUUAUCCCUCAACGACAACAACAAUGGUCUCAUCAUCUACACAAAUCACUUCAACUCAUUCUCAGCCUGUACCUAUUCCAAAUCCUUAUUCUAAUGUUGGAGGGGCAGAUAUUAUUGGUGGAUGUCAUAUGAUUGGAACGCCAGAAUUUAGUCAGUAUCCUUUCAUGGUUCCUGGUCAACCAGGCACUCCAAUAAUUUAUGCAACAAGACAAAAUGCUUCUGUCCUUGGCUCAACACCAACAAAUUAUGGUUAUGGCUCUUGGGAACACGCUGUAAGCAAUCCAAUCAUGGUACAAGCACGCGGCCCUCAUUAUGGUGCAAUGAUGGUUUCACCAAAAUCUGGAGAACAAUCUGGUUUAUGUCAUCAAAUGCUUGAAAAUGUGCUGUCAUCGUCACCUGGAAGUCUGAAUGCUAAAUUUGGUGGAAUUUCUAUUAAUGAUAAGCCUUCAAAGCUGGCAACUGUUGAUAUGAGGUUUUUAUAUUUUUUUAAACUUUAA